CGUAUAUUCUUUUGCUAUAUAACUGUCCUAGUUGCUUGUGUCCUUAAGCAAAUUGUGGUGGCAAGUAUUCAGGUAUGGCUGUGCAUCCAUGGAGAUACACAUUCAGAGUCAUAAUGUGCUGUUUGGUACUAUUAUUUUUUGAUGGGGGGAUCCUAUUGGUGUAUUUUGUAGGAAAAAUAUUAAGCCCAGAUCAUCCCAAGAAAUACAUAGUAGAGGGAAGAGAUUCAGUAACUAGGGGGAGGAAACAGAGAAAGAGAAAAGGACAGAGAGCAAGCAAGUGGCAAGUGGGUCCAUCAAAGAUGUGCCCCUUCAGUAAAUGCAAAAAACUUACCCAGUGCGCCUUGUAAUUAGCUUUCUUGUGGAAACUAGCAAGACGCCUGAGCUCCCGCCCCUACUUGACUCGGGAUUUGUAACCCAGGUGAGCUUUACUACAAGCACAGAGGUGACAAACAGCAUGUGAGUUCAGGCCCAGUCUUUCUUAUAGAGUCUAGUGGGAAAGAAAUAGUAAGAUAAGAUAGUAAUAGAGGUCACACCAAGAACCUUGGACUUAUAUAAUGUAAGGAUUUGGGAGUAACGGGGAACAAAGUAGAUUUGCAUUUUACUUAGAGCCAUACUGACCGAAAGGGAGAUGAACGUUAAGGACAAGGAGACUGUAAAACUACAUCAAAUUGUUAGAGGAGGUCUAGAAAUCAAAGCAGCAAAUAGUGGCUUGAAAAUUUUUCAUUAAAUGUUUUCACUGUAAGUUGACAUUUCAGAGGUUCUUGGCUAAAACAGUCACCGCAGAAAUAUGGGAAGAGUAAAGGACUUGCUUUCUGAGUCACAUGUGAGUUACAGUGCCUAACAUUUUAAUAGGUGCUCGAGAUGACCCAAGGUUAGGUUACACAAGCAUAAAUGCCUCUAAUUCCAAAAGACACCGUAAGUGGCUGCUCAUGUUUGUGCUUGGGUUUUUAGUAGCUCAGUUUUAUUACACCUCUGAUAGUUUAAGUAUAUUCUAAACCAAGCACCAGAAGUCAUGACGACCUCAUUUUCUCACUUUUGUUCACACUACCGAAGUGAGGCUGCAGGCAAUGACAAAGGACAAAAAAAGAAUUACCAUCUGUAGACCCGUUUUAAGAGCAUUUCUCUUUUACUUUUAAAAGGUAAUCUUCAUGAGAAAAGGGGUCUUGUCUGCCACAUAAUGGGCACUCAGUAAUUAUUAAAUGGAUUAAUCCAUUUAACGCUGUACUUAGAAAGUACUGUGUGCAGCAUAGAUGAAGACCGGAUCUCAUCAUUGCCGCUUCCUGCAAAAUGCUCUGGAAGCCAUUUUCUGAUUUAAAGAGAGGUUUUUGUUUUUGUUAGGUGUAUAUAUGCCCUGAUGAUACUACUCAAUGUUGAUUUACAGUGGUUCUUGUUUUUUAAACACUUGAAAAUGGGUUACAAUGAAGGCUGCCUGGAAUCUGAUGAUCAUGAUUACGGUGUUGAUGCCCAGUACACUUGAGAUUAUAGACAUCCUGCCAAAAUGAUCUCUCCAAAGUCCAGACUUAUCAUACCUUAUGGCCUCACGACUCUGCUGGAGGGAGUUAGCAGAGCUAUUCUUAAGACCAAUCCGCCAAACAUCACCCAGUUUGCAGAAGUUUAUUUUAAAGAACUUACUGUAUUUAGAGAAGAGAAUACUUCUCUGGAUAUACAAGAUCUGGUUAAAAAGUUUCACCAGACUACAGUAGAGAGAUGGUCAGAAAGGACCACACAAAAGAAGAAACCAAACGGUGUAAAAGAACUGGAAAGAACAUCUGUAGUUUCCCAUGAACCUAAACGGUUGGAAAAAUCUACAGACACAGAGGAGGACAACGUAACCAGGCCACAAUGUAGUGAUAAAACCACCCAGUUCCCAUCAGUCCAUGCUGAGCUGCUCUCAGAGCCUGAGGCGGCAGCUGACACAGCUCGUGGUCCGAAGCCAUCCACCCUGAAGAUCACUAUCCCACCCCCAUCACCACCACCACUAACUCUCUCACCAGAGUUUGCCUACGUGCCAGCCGACCCAACUCAGUUUGCUGCUCAGAUGUUAGGUAAAGUUGCAUCUAAUCACUCUGAUUCAUCUGACAUUUUAAUGGUGGAUGUGGCUACAAGUAUGCCUGUUUUAUCCGAGGAGGCGCUGGGCUCAGAGGCUGAAGAUCACGCGGUAGCCGCUCCAAUUGCGUGUUCUGGAAAGGUGGUUGGGGGGGUUAUGAGCCAAACAUCUGUCCAUGUAGGUUUGGGUUCUGAGCCUAAAGACUAUGAGGGCAAACCACCAACAACUUCCUCAGUCCCCAUGCAGGAUGAACAAGAACCUCCUGCUUAUGAUCAAGCUGCUAAGGUUCCUUUGCAGGCUGAUAUUGUGGUUACAUCCAUCGUCCAUAUAUCAUCUAUCUCUAACAAUGAGCCUGUGAUUGAAGUUGUUGUUUCUGUUGAACAAAUACCACAACAAAGAGCUGUCCCUUUUACUGAUCACGUUGCUUGUCCUAAAGAACAUGAGCAGUCACCACCAGUUAGUCCCAUACUUGUAAGAGACAAGACGGCCUCAGGCGUGUCUGGAAAAUCUGUAGGUUCUGCCAAACUUGUACAGUUUGAGGAUACAAAAGGCGAUACCUCAGUAAAUGUGGAGGUGAAAGGCUCCACCACAACAGUAUGCUUGGAAAACUCCCUGCACCUGGAAGUCCCUUGCUCUCCUGGGCAGGAGUCCUGCGAACACGCAGCGUCCCGGGCACCAGAGGGCGAACCUGUGCUCCUUGGGGAGGCUGCAGGAGCGGCGCGCCCCGCUGCGUCUGUGAGAUCAUCCGGCGGCCCCCCACUUCCUGUUCCAGAAAUGGAACCAGAAUGGGAAACAGCACCUGAACCAGGUUUGAUGGAGUCGGCAAUAGCAGCAAGUGAAGCAGGACAACCACCACCAUAUUCUAACAAGUGGACCCUUUACUGUCUAACUGAUAUGAAUCAACAAAGUCGCCCAUCACCGCCACCUGCACCUGGGCCUUUCCCCCAAGCAAUCCUCUAUUUAUCUAAUCCUAAGGAGCCACACUUCCUGCAGCACCCACCCAAAGUCACUUCUCCAGCUUACGUGAUGAUGAAAGACAGCAAGAAGGGCAAUGCCCCGGCACCUUUUAUUCUAGUAGGGUCACAUGUUCAGGAGGCUCCGGACUGGAAACCUCUCCCUGGACAUGCUAUGGUUUCUCAGUCAGAUGCCUUGAAGAGAUAUGCUGUACUACAAGUACCCAUUGCUGUUCCUGAAGAUCAGAAAUUCCAGAAACAUACCCCAAAUCCCCAGAAUGGCAGUCCUUCUACAAGUGGACAAGAUGUCCCCAGGCCUCAAGGCCCGGUUUUUCUUUCCAUUGCUUUCCCAGUAGGAGAGGUAGCUGAAAAAGGUUCAGGAUCUAGUGACAAACAUACUCCCUUUGGAAGUUAUGGUAUUGCUGGAGAAAUAACUGUGACUACUGCCCAUGUUCACAAAGCAGAAACUCAAAACUGAUGCUGAAAAUGACACUGUUUGAAUCGACGUCCAAGUGAAGCCUACCACCACACGUAAUGUGUCAAUAAACUUCAUGCAAG
Manis javanica (Malayan pangolin) is the source of this 3558-nucleotide messenger RNA. NCBI's taxonomy places the organism in Eukaryota, Metazoa, Chordata, Mammalia, Pholidota, Manidae. The record is from RefSeq and is a predicted model, not a curated record.